UAAAAAGUAACCAAAAAUGAGUUUCCCGUAAUUUGGCGAUGGGUUGCGGUGCACAUGGUUUUUUUUGCGACAUGUCAAACACGACGGCUAUUCGAGCCUAAAAUAAUACUUAUCUUACAUUUAGUCAUUGAUUGUCAGCUUCUCAGGUAACUUUGAUGCGACUCGAAACCAUCAGUCAUCUGAAGUUCCUUAAUCGUUUCAACCAACUUUCGCUUAUCGCCUCUUUGUCGUGGUUUACCACAUCGUCGUGCCAAAUUUGCGCCAAGGUGGCCACGUCCCUCACGUCGAGACAUUUGGGCAUACCGUCCGCCUUUUGUCUCAACCACUUAUUGACCUAAUAUUUUGACGUUGUCUGUUCAAAUUGCGUACCUAGGUACUCUAGUCGGAGUGUUGUCAUUGUUGAGAAGGAUAUCGAUCGUUAUCAGGGCAGAGGACGUGGCCUCUCUACUGCGACGCGCCGUAAUCUAAUAGCAGCCUACGGGUCUGCGAACGAACCGACAAUCCCUACGUUGACUCCCUUCUUUAACGACCCUUGGAGAGAUCAUUCUCGCAAUCGACAUUCAUUAUGCAUUACGCCUAUCCCCCUCGGAAGAGUUCGAAUCCUCCGCCUUACUUGCCUCGUUCCUCGCGGAUACCAAGAAUACGAAGGAGCCAUCUACGACCGAUUGCCUUGUUUGUACUAAUAAUUGUCGGAUUGAUAUGGCUAUUCUCGGGCGGCUCAAAACAUACCAAACAUACGAUAUCGGGAAAACCAGCAGUUGUACUGGUUACCGUGUUCGAUGACAAGAGUGAUAAUUCCGCAUAUCACAAGAACAUCAAGGAAAAUAGAGUGCAAUAUGCGGAAAAACAUGGAUAUGGUACAUUACUUGUCAAAGCAGGUGAUUACGACCUCAAUGGAUCGCCUGCGUCCUGGUCGAAGGUCGUGGCAAUGCGUCAUGCGAUCACGAAAUAUCCCGAUUGUAAAUAUAUGUGGUACCUGGACCAGGAUGCGUUCAUUAUGAACCCGAACCUAAAGGUGGAAGACUAUGUUAUGAGCGCCAGCAAGCUUGAAGCCAACAUGCUCAAGGACCUUCCCGUAGUUCCACCGGAUAGCAUCAUCAAGACAUUCUCGCACAUCAAGGGAAGCGACAUCGAGUUUGUCAUGUCCCAGGAUAAAGAGGGUCUUGCCUCGGGAAGUUUUAUAAUCAAAAACGGCGAAUGGGCAACAUUCUUCCUCGACACUUGGUUUGAUCCGCUGUAUCGGAGCUACAACUUCCAGAAAGCGGAAACCCAUGCUUUGGAGCAUAUUGUUCAAUGGCACCCAACAAUUUUGUCAAAAUUGGCGGUUAUUCCCCAACACAUUAUUAAUGCAUAUAGUAGUAAUGACUAUGGUGCGCAAUACAAAGACGGCGACAUUGCCGUCGUAUUCGCCCGCUGCACAGAGACGGGAGACAAGAGCUGUGCCAAGGAGGCCGAGCGGUUUUCGCAACAGUGGCGAACGUCCUUUUCUAGGUCAUGAGGAAAUACAUACACGCGAUAAUGUGUAAUGACAAGGGCUGUUUUGACGCAAACACUGAACUCUCAAUGCCGUGACGGCGACAAAAAGGAGGGCGGCCGCACUAAUGGUUUAUGGGCGUUCAAGGAGCACGAGGAUACUUUAGAUUCGGUUGUUCUAUGGUCUUCUAUCAACACUAGAGGGACUCGGCAUUUACACAGGUGUUUUGACGGCUUGGAGACCACCACGUUAUUUGUGCGCUUCGGCGAUACUGGAUGUAUUGUUUCUCAAAUUAGGGCUGACGAAAGGCGUCCGUGAUGAUGUUGGGUUCAUCAACCUAGUGUUUAUUCAUCGUCUGCCGCUUAUACACGAACACAUUCUGCGGUUUUCGCAGGCUAUCUGUAAACGACUAUGGAUUGGAAUUAACGAAUACUGGUGGUGGUCGAUAGCACCGCAACAGGUUGCCAAAUGAAACUUACUAUCCAAACGUAAA
Molecule: messenger RNA, 1967 nt
Organism: Annulohypoxylon maeteangense
Lineage: Eukaryota; Fungi; Ascomycota; Sordariomycetes; Xylariales; Hypoxylaceae
Product: glycosyltransferase family 34 protein
Exons: 3
Coding region: 566-1498 (310 amino acids)
Biological process (GO): protein N-linked glycosylation
Cellular component (GO): mannan polymerase complex; Golgi membrane
Molecular function (GO): alpha-1,6-mannosyltransferase activity
Source: RefSeq, a predicted model, not a curated record